Messenger RNA from Myodes glareolus (Bank vole), 3902 nucleotides. The record is from RefSeq and is a predicted model, not a curated record. NCBI's taxonomy places the organism in Eukaryota, Metazoa, Chordata, Mammalia, Rodentia, Cricetidae.
GGCAGAAUGUUAGUUCGUGGGAAGCCAUCAUAAUCAAGAGCCCGAGAAACAAAGACGCACCCAGGCCAGCAGCACACAGGACAGCAGCAUCCACCAGCACGCCACCCGCGGCUCUUCGGCAAGAUGCUUGCAGUCAGCGCAAGGACCAGGCAGCUAAAUGUCACUUGUGACAGCUCAGUGGACAGGGAGGUCUUCCUCCAUUACUCCCUCAUCCCAUCACUUUUCAUUAUUUUGGUCUUGUCCUUUCUCCAACGACGCAAGCACUGUAGACAAGGAAAUGACACCUUCUACCUCCUGGGGGACCGCUUUGGAAUCAUCGUGCCUCUGGACUUCGUGGGAACUUUCAGCAACCGAUGGUCCUACGGAGUUGCCUUUGGGGCCACAGCCAAUAAGGUCAUGUUCUUGUUCUCAGAAGGCUACCAGCCCCUGGAGGUUCCGCAGUGGGCCCAAGCCUUUGUCCUUCUCAUUGGGGGCAUGGAAGUCGGCCUGUCUUACUUUCCCUUCUUUGCCUGCCUGUCCUCAGAUUUCCGGUUGGUCAGCUCCAUCCUGGGCUUCAGCUACUCCCUGUUCUGGUUUGUGGUUACCAUUCUUCAGAUCUCACAGUGUCCCCAUGGCCAGUACCUAGGGAGGUUCGAGACCCUCGUCUUCUAUUGGCCCUCACUGCUGUGCCUGGGUUUCCUGCUUGGCCGCUUCCUAUACAUGUUCGUUAAGGCUCUGCCGAUCCGCCUGGUCCUGGAGCCACAAACAAAAGAAAAGUCAUUGUUGGAGGCCCACCAGGCAGAGCACGUGAAGCGGCUCCUGAGCAAGCCCCGGCUGCAAGAACGAGAAAAGUCUUGGUUCCAAACCAGGGUGUAUGAGUGGGACCCCUGCUUCCAGUUCCCCAGCAGGAUGAUCGGGACCCUCGUGCUGGCGUCCAUCUGCCUGUACCUUUUCAUCGUCUUCGAGUUCUGCGUGUUCCUACUUGUGAAGGACAAACUGGAUGUGUUUGAAGACAGACUGCAGAGCUAUCUCACCCAUAUGAAUGAGACAGAGACCUUGACCCCAGUCAUCCUUCAGGUGCAAGAACUGAUCAGCGUCACUAAAGGAGUCUGGGUGGUGGCCAUUCUGCCCGCCUCCCUCACGUGUGUCAGCUAUCUCUUCCACAUACUGGCCUGUUACAGAAAGCACAUAAAGAGGCUGUGGGCCGGAGACAAACACUUCCUCCCUCAGAAGUUCCAUCGUCCCUCCUCAGCAGCCAGUGUGGUGGCCAUUGCAAGGUACUCUGGCUGGCAAAUAGCCUACAUCCUCUGGGGCUACCUCAUCAUCCACGUGGUCCAGAGUCUCUGUGGUGUGAUGCUCAUGUACAGUCUGGUGCUGCCCAUCCUCCACCACCAAGGCCUAGAGAUGCUGCGAGGGCUGGCCGUUGGGGUCCUCACCCUCUCCAUAGUCGUGGGUCUCAUGAUCCUGCAGGUGUGGAUCGCUGGCAGCUUCUUCCUGCAGCCCAAGCUGGGCACAGCUGACACGCAGAAGCCCCUGGCUCUCAACAACAGGAGAGCGUUCCACAACUUCAACUACUUCCUGUUUUUCUACAAUGUGCUCCUGGGCCUGGGCGCCUGCCUCUCCAGGCUGCUUAUCAGCUGCCUCCUGGGCACCUGGCUGAUUGCCCGGAUCGACAGGACCAUCAUGCAGAGCGGCUAUGAGGGCGCAGACAUGGGCUUCAAUGCGUGGGUUGGCAUGCUCUUUGUGGACCACUAUCACACCAACCCUGUCCUGGUCAGCUUUUGCCACAUCCUGGUCACAAGCCACAGGGACCGGAAGCUGCAGAAGACCCUGAAAUACUGCUACCUGAACCAAUCAGCAGGUCCCCGAUUCUCAGCCAGGGCCCGAACGAGGUGGCUCCUGCUACAGACACUGAUCAACAACCCCAGGCUCGCCAUGCUUAGAAAAUCAAAAUCAGGACAUGGUUCCCAAGAGUUCGCACAGAUCCUGCCGACCUGCUCGGAUUGCUGAUUGGGCUACCGACUUCUGCUCCAAGGCUGGGCCAUCUGCUAUGUGAGCAGGAGACCCAAGGCAUUUGAUGAUGACGUCCGUGUAGCACAUGGGGUGCAGGUGCUGAAAGAUGGGGAAGCUUAUUCAGAAGCUACAAGUGUCACGCUGUGAGGCAUGGGCAUUGUCCUUAUGCAGAGCCCAGCACUUACCCAAAAAUUAACCCAGGACAGGUACAGUCUGACUGCUGGUAGUGCCUCAGGAACUAGAGCAAGUGCUGUGAGAACCCAGCGUCUAGAGCGCUUGAGCCUGGUUGAUGUGCACACUUGGCCCGGUUGGUGCAUGUGUCAGGGUUGUCUCUUUUAGCUGAGUCUCUGCAACAGCUCUUUGGCAGUUUGCUUCUAGAAGCUGAAAAAAGAGAGAAAACACACACACACACACACAUCACGUUUACGUCUCUGGCUGAAUGACUUCGUCUUCCUCUAUUCACAACUACCUGUAACUACAAAAGGGGGCAGCACCCCCACUCCGGGUAUUGUCUUGAGAAUAAAAUUAUUCAGAGCACACAGACAGCUUUAAGCUUGUGUCUGACACUCUAAACUCUCAAAAGCAAAGAUCCAAAUUUGGUUGUCUCUAUGGCUUGAGUGUAGGCAGUGUCUGCCAAAGGCCCAUGUACUUUUAAGGCCUUGGUCCCUGGGACGGCACCAUGCAGAGCAGUGGGACCUUUUGGAAUGGCGCAUAGUAGGAGGUCCUUAAGCUACCAGAGGCAUGAGCUUGAAGGAUAUCAUAGGACCCUAGUCUCUAUGGUUCUUAGCUAAUGGAAUGAGUAUUUUUGUUCACUAGUUAUUCCUACCAUGAUAUUCUCCUUAGAAGCCAAGAUCAAUGGGCUUCUAAGGAGAAUCAUAGACUGCAGCCUCCAAAACCAUGAGUCCAAAUAAACCUUAUCAUACAUUCAAUAUUUCAGACAUUUUGUUGCAGUAACAGGGAACUAAUACAGAACUCAUGUCACAGAAAGAUGUGUGUGUGUGUGUGUGUGUGUGUGUAAGUCUGUGAACAUAUAUUGUUACACAUCAGAAAAAUGCAAAUUAAAACCAUGGUGUUACACCACCACGUAAGAGCUAGAAGAAAGUCUGAUGACACUACCAAGUAUGGGUGAGGAUACAGAUCACUAGGGGUGUGUGUGUGUGUGCGUGUGUGUGUGUGUGUGUGUGUGUGUGUGUGUGUGAACUGUUAGCACUUUCGGGACCUUUGGUAGUAUUUCCUAAGAUGCACACGCUAUACUCUAUGACCCAGAAAUUUUAAUAUUAAUUACAUGACAAGUAGAGAUGGCUGUAUAUGCUCACCGUACAGAAGAAUGGUCAGAGCAGCGAUUUGGAUAUACUCCCAAACUGUGGAGAAUGGAGUCAGCUCUGAGUGAGUGAAGUCCUGACUGAGUUAGUGUUGUUGAAAUAGGACCCCACCCCACAGCCUCAGGCUCAGAGGGUUUGAGAAACCCUUCUUGGAGGACUGAGUUCAAAUACUGACAGUGUGGGGAGGCAAUGUCCACCACAGCAUUCUCCCUCCAGAGAUUUGCAGCCUGAAGUCUGCUCUCCUACAGAGACUGCUCCUACGGGGUUUACCUAACCUGUCUCCUUGAUCCAGAUGUAUACCAUAAACUCUGCCUCUUUGUCUGUCCACAUGCAGCUCUAUGUAACAAACAAGCCGAGCUUCUGGGUGUUGUAGUUUCUCCAUCUGAGCGCUCAGACAACCACACAGCUGUCUGUCCGUGUGUUGGGCUGUCUAUCAUUUUUUUAAAAUUCCCUUAUGUUCGCAGUCAGCUUGAGUCCCUGGAGCCAAGCAAGGACGCAGCUCCAAACUGAAACGGAAAACACCUACUAUACGUUGAAAAUAAAUAAAAUGGGAUAUAUUUCUAAUAAUAAAAUACUAUCAGAAAUGAA